This is a messenger RNA of Portunus trituberculatus (swimming crab), 3902 nucleotides long. RefSeq lists its product as uncharacterized. Bases 845 to 1909 code for a protein of 354 amino acids. The transcript is spliced from 2 exons. Lineage: Eukaryota; Metazoa; Arthropoda; Malacostraca; Decapoda; Portunidae. The record is from RefSeq and is a predicted model, not a curated record.
GAUAGACACAAUAUUAUCAACUCGGUUUUACUAAGGAUUCUCACAGUAUUACCUAUGUUCGCAAUCAAUGUUUGUUACGGCUUGCUCCCCUACGAGUGCUAGCUCACAGGGGCUAUGGUGUGGGUAUCCCAGUGCUUAGGAUGUUCUACAUUUCUGUUAUCAGGGCUUUAAUAGACUAUGCUGCUCCAGUCUUGUUACGGUAUAGUCCAACACAGCUGAAACCCCUUGAGUACAUUCAGAAUGAGAGCAUGAGAGUAAUCUUAGGCUGCCCCAAGACUGCAAAGCUUGAAGUUCUCCGAGCAGAAUUGGACCUCCCACCAUUGUUUGUCGAAUACAGGAAAUCACCUGCCGUGCACUGUGUCGGAUGGCAUGUAAUGGUGCCAGCCAACCCUUGCGUUCCCUUGCCCACCUUCAUGCUAACCCCAGGGCCCCUGCUAACUCUUACUUGAGACAGCUUUUAACAUCACUAACCAAAUUUGAUGUCCUUGACUCCUACCUCAAUGUUGUUACCACCUCUGGUUCCCCUCUUGGAGACCUCACAAAGUCAGUGUAGAUAUAGAAAAACUUGCUGCUCCUAAAUAUAACUGGUUCCCACAUGAACUUAAAGAUCUUUUUAUGCAUAAAUUGUCUAACUACUCAAGGGUGCAGGCUGUACAUGUUUACUGUGAUGGUUCAGUGGAUGGCAGCAAAUCUGGAUGUGGCCUGUUCAUCCGCAACUACACCUCUCCCUCUGAAUACACUGACACUGAGGUGUCCAAGAGGCUUCCUGACAAUCUGUCCUCUACAAGGGCAGAACUAUAUGCCAUGCUAGAAGGUUUACAAAUUGUCCUUCCUUUGGGGAAAGAUGUUUACUUUUUUGUUGAUAGUCAGAGUGCCUUAUAUUCAUUGUUGUCUCCUUCCCCUGCUGAUUGUGAUCUCGUCAACAAGUGUCUUGGUGUCAUUGAUCUCUUGGAGAGAUAUAAUCUCAGAGUAUGUUUCACCUGGGUGCCUUCUCAUGUUGGCAUUUCCCAUAAUGAAAAAGCUGAUGUUCUUGCCCGUCACUCCCUUACUGAGGACAUUGCUGACUGUCCUGUUGAACACACUUAUAAUAACAUCAAGGGUCAGCUUAAACGUCAUGUUUGCAGCACCAUUGCUCAUAACCUUGACACUUGUUAUGGGAAAGGCAGUCCCAGUUCAGUCCAUUAUGUCAAUGGCAGACUCAGACGUGAAGGGCAGAGAGAUGCCGGAAGGCAGUGAGCCAGAGUGGAAAAACUGGUUCGCUGCGAUGAUGGAGCGGAUGGACAAAAUGUCAAGUGAAAUAAAACAGGAAGCAAGUGACAUAAAACAGGAAACAAGUGCGAUAGUAAUGCGAAUGGACCUGAUGAGAGAGGAGAUGCUAACUGCAAUCGGGGAGGCAAGACAAUUCACUGUGGAACACAGCAAGAGGCUGCGCCAGGACCUGACGGAAGAGUUCAAGGAGGAACUGGUAGCAGUGAGACAACAGUGUGAGGGACGCACUGGAGUCGCUGAGAGCGUGGUGGGCAGCCGCCCGUGUCCUGAGGUGGUGGACACUGGUUCGGGGAAGACCGUCAUCGGGGAAGAAGUUGUGGCAGUGCAAGACCUCCCUGUGGCAGACAGGCAGCUUUGUGGCGUGACUGGACACAGUACGACGCCACGAGGCCCUGUGAUGUGUACGAUCAUGGUGGGUGGCGUGGAGAAGCUACCAGCAUUCGUGGCCGACAUGGAGGAACCCUGUCUGGUGGGGCUGGACUCCCUGGUUCAGAGUGCAGCGUCUGUGGACUCUGGAAGGAUGCAGAUGCAGGUAUAUGAGGAAAUGUUACCGCUGAUCCUGGAGGACGCUGCUGAACAGGUCGAGAGCCCCGUGACAAGUUCAGAUGUCAAGGACGAGAGGCUGGAGCUGCACUGCUGAGUCAUGAGGGAAGGUGAGGUUGCAGACGCCACUGUGAGAGCCCAGGAAUGCCAGGCAGCGGUGAUUAGCUGCGGUGGUGAGGUUGCAGACGUCACUGGGACAGGACACGGAAGGCAGGCCAGGGCUCUCACUAAAUUACCUUAGUUUAAGGUAAUUUAGAUACUUUUAAGGUAAUGUCUAAGGUAAUGCAAUUUUUAAGGUAUUUCUAAGGUAAUUUGAGUAUAUUUAGGGUAGUGUUUAAGGUAAUUGUUAAAUGCAAUUCUGAUAUACUGUAAUAGCCAAAAUGGGAUGAUAUUUAUGGUUCUGAACAACCCCAGUAUAUUCUGCACCACAAACUAUUCUUUACAAAGACUUGGCGAGUCUGGUUCACGUACAGUACAAGUUCAAUUCAGAAGUCGAGAAUAUCAUGACUCCCAUACCCGGUUGCGGACGCGUUCCGUACUCGUCACUGGCUCGUCAUCUAUAAAUACUCUCCGUCGUGACGACGUCGGUACUCUGUUCACAACAACCGUAGCAAACUGCUGGACACAGUAGAUGGCAUCCCAAUACUUGUCUACUCCUGAGGCAGGCAGCGGCGAGCAAUGACGGUCGUGAGGUGGACGGAGACGCGGGUGAAGCGAGCCCCGCGCUAUCUCCAUAUGUGGCGGACUUGGAAGUAUAUAGUUCUACCAAACAGACUCCUGAGCAGGUGGUGAAGUUGGAGAAGCGGCUGAUGGAGCACGAGGACGUCUUCAGCCGAGAUGCACAAGACCUUGGCUGCAUGUCGCUGGUUCACCCCUCCAACACGACAGACAGUCCGUCGAUGAAGCAGCCACAUGGCAGUGUCUCGUUGGCCAAGAGAAGAGAUGAGGCUGCCUCUGAACCAGGCCACUGGACGACUACCUGAGGAAGAGCUACCACUGACAACUCAUGAGGUGGUAGUGAUGUUGCAGCAGCGGAUGGAGGUUACACGGCGACAGGUGGCGAACAAUCGCCGCCUCGCUGGGCAAGCCAUGACCCGCCAGUACCAGCUGCACGCCGGUGACUCCCAGUAUGUGUUGUGAGACACAUACAAGCCUCGUAGGAGACGAGGCACCACUCUGAAGAGGCUGGAGAAUUACUGGGAACAUGGGAAGGCCAUACACCGCUCCACAAUGACUCGCAGCCGUCACUGUCCACAUUGGCCGCCUGUGGGCUGUCGUGGAGGAAGGACACUUCACGUGGGCCAGCAGGGACCACCCUCGUCGCCAGACAACGAGGUGAAAAGUGACAGCGAGGUGGUAGGUGAUGGCGGUAUGAAAACUAUGUUGUGAAGUGUGUGGUGAUUGUGACAGUGAAUAGUCGGGACAACUAUUUUUCGUGGGGGAGGGCAGUGUUGUAACGGCGCCCGGGGGAAGGGGGGGUAGCUACUUGCAGGAGUGAGGUGGUAUUGUUAAGAGACAGAAAGUGGGGGACCGGAAGUGAUGGCCACGCAGGUGGAUAAAACCAUUGUGAUUGGCCCAGAGGCGAGCGAGUGCAGUGUUGCAAAAGGGGGUGGUAUUUAAGCUGCCCCAGCUAGUGCGGAGCAGUCAGUCCCGCCCGCGAGCAGUCUCGCCCAGCUCUGCUCUGGAUCUGGUUACUUGCAGCUGGCCGGUCCCCGCUCUUGGCGUCUACCCAGUUCUCCUGAUCCUGCGUGAGGAUGGUCUGGUCCUCUGGUGAUCCUGUGCCCACCAGCUUGAGGGAGUAGCCGUCUCUGUCCCCGCGAGCAGUUGCAGCUGUUGUCUCUGUCUCGCUCUGCUCUCCGUUCUCGUAGCCCGCAUUCGCACUGUGUACUAACUUGUAUUUUCCUGUUGUACUGUGUUACUACCAAAGUAAACAUAAGAAGCUGUACCAAGUGUUUCCUGCCAGUCCUGCCUGUCUGAGUGAGUCAGUCUGCCUAAGUAAGUACCUCGCAUUCCACACUAGUCAUGGACCCUCGUCAACUUAUCCUUGUGCCGCCCCUGUCCUGAAUGCUGUCCUGGUCUCUGCAGCUAAG